GACCCACGCAUAAAGUUGGUAAAGGGAUUUCAAGACGCAUCGAGUCGGUUGCAUCUCUAAAAGAGGUUCCCGGUCGAAAGUUGAAAAAAGCUGGUAACGAUAUUCCUCCAACGACGUCCGGGACAAAAUCUCAAAUUAUGAUGCGUCUUGAGAAAAUGGUGAAUGAGUCCGAUAUUAUGCAAGGGGCCAUUCGUACUAUAGAUUUUGAUGAAGGUGUUUUCGGAGCUGCUCAUUUCGAAAUAAUUGCAAAGGAGGACAUGCAACAACUUUUUGAACACGACGAAUUGGGCAUCGCUGUCAUUCAUACAUACAUAUGGUAUAUGUAUGUAACAUUGCUGCGGGGAACUGAAUUGUGUAACCGUUUCAAUUUUAUUGCUGCUUCCCGUAUCAACGCAACGUUAAUAACGAAAAAUCCAACAUCCGUAAAGAAUGAUCUAGUCGAUAGAUUCAUGGCGCCCGACGAUAAGACUACACCCACAAGAUGGUUUGAUCAAGGGUCUAAAAUACAUGGGUUAAAUAUUUUAGAUGGUUCUACUGUUAUUAGUCAUGAAUCACCAUCUAGUGAAGACUUUCAAGACAAGAACAACAUAUGA
This is a messenger RNA of Lathyrus oleraceus (garden pea), 593 nucleotides long. RefSeq lists its product as uncharacterized. The record is from RefSeq and is a predicted model, not a curated record. Lineage: Eukaryota; Viridiplantae; Streptophyta; Magnoliopsida; Fabales; Fabaceae. The coding region runs from base 138 to 593 and encodes 151 amino acids. The transcript is spliced from 4 exons.